ACAAGUCACGGAAAUUUUAAAAGUACAGCAUAGGGAAGAAGUUGUUGCAAUAACUUGUACGAAGACAGAUGGUGAGGACACUUCUCCUGAGGAGUGCUGUGGAAUGUACAGAAUUGCUGAAUCACUAAGUUGGACUCCUGAAACUAGUGUAACAUUGUGUGUUGACUCUACUUCAGUAAAUAUUCAAGAAUAGAGGUUUUGGAUAGAAAUCACGAUGGAUCGUGAAAGGCAGUGAUACAGCCGUUCCAAAAAUAAAGGCACCUCUGCAAAGAUGACAGAUUUCUCAAAUGUUCUUCAAUGUUAAUUUUUUAAAGAUUGAUUUAUUUAUGAGAGAGAGAGAGAGAGGGCACACUCAUAGGUGUGAGCAGAGGGGAGAGGCAGCCGGACUCCUCGCCGAGCCCAAGCCCAUCACAGGACUUGUUCCCAUGACCCCAAGAUCGUGACCUGAGCCAAAAUCAAGAGUUGGAACUUCACCCGACUAAGCACCCCAGGCGCCCCUCAAAUGUUCUUGGGUACAAAACGCACCCUGGCAACACUUGGGGUGGUAGUACAUAGGUGACCCUGUCAUCGAAGCAGGGGGGUGCCCUGAGGGCCCGAGCAUGGGAGCUCAGGAUGGUGGGAGGGCGCCAAGCCCCCCUUCCCACCGUGCGUGGUGCCAAGACCCUCCCGGGGAGCAAGACCUUCAGGGUGAAGGGCUCAGUGUAGACAGAACCCCACUGGCCCGCACGGAUGACACGGGGGACUCGCUGUCGGCUGAACGGUGCGCCCCAGGGUUCCGCCGCUGCCUGGCGCGCACUCUGCUCUGUGUCCACAGGCAGCUGGAGACGCUCUCACUCUCUGUUCCCUGCUCUGCCACAUGUUCACUGACGCACUCCCCCCACAAACCCCGUGGAGACAGCAGGCGCGGCUCCCACAGCGACAGGUCACAGGGAUACUCACUGGCCGGCCAUUCCAUCCAGCCCCGCGCUGCCAGCCCCAGGCUUGGGGACGCCACCCCAAGCAUCAUCACCAUGAACCAGGACCUGGAGACCCUGAUGGCCUUGGAAUGGACCCACAUCCUAGCCAGUUACAAUCAGGCACGCCCAGCGGGGUCUCCAGGGGACGCCCGGGAAGGUGCUGACCUCUCGUUGUGCAGGCUCACGGACCAUCACGGCUUCCUGCAGGAGAAGGAGCUGCCCGGCCUCAGCCCCCACGAGGCCAAGCAACAUUACCAGGAGACCCGCAGGGCCGAAAAGUGAGCAAAGAUGCUUCGCAACUGGGACCACUGCGGGCCCAGCGAGAAGAUGCGUCGGCGCCUCUAUAAAGGGGUCCCUCCCCAGGUGAGGGGUCAGGUGUGGGCCCUCCUGCUCGAUAUUGAAAACGUGAAGUCCACCCACCAGGGGCUCUACGAGAAAAUGAAGGAGCGGGCCCAGGUCUUCUCCAAGAACAUCCGGCAAAUCAACCUGGACGUGAACCGCACCUUCCAGAACCACAUCAUGUUCCGGGACCGCUAUGGCGUCGGGCAGCAAGCCCUGUUCCAUGUGCUCUGGGCGUAUUCAGUCUAUGACCCCGAGGUGGGCUGUCAGGGGAUGAGUGACAUGGUGGCAAUCCUGGUCAUGUUCCUGGGUGAGGAAGACGCCUUCUGGGCCCUGGCGCAGCUGAUGACCUUGGAGACCCACACCAUGCAUGGGUUCUUCACUCCGGGAUUCCCAAAGCUGGCCCGUUUCCAGCGGCAUCAUGAUGACAUCGUGGAGAAGGAGCUCAAAGGCCUGAAGAAACACCUGGACGAGCAAGGGAUGAGCGCGGGGCUGUACACCACCAGGUGGUUUCUCCAAUGUUUCAUCAGCCGGACCCCCUUCAUGCUCACCCUGAAGCUGUGGGACGCCUACAUGCUGGACGGAGAGCGUGUCCUCACAGCUAUGGCCUACACCGUCCUCAGGCUGCACCGCAAACACCUCCUGAAGCUGCCCCUGGAAGGGCUGCAGGGCUUCCUUCAAGACACCCUGGCCCAGCCCUGGGCCCUGGAGGAUGAGGCCGUCCUCAAACACCUUCGGGCCUCCAUGGCCCAUCUGCGACGGAGGAAGUGCGACCUGCCCCUGCCAGCCGGCCCUGAGGAGUUCCCAAGAUGCCCGGGCCAGGAGCAGGUGUCCCCAGCCCCGACGGCCCUCCUCCCUUCUCCUAUCCUGGAGACGCUCUCUGGAGCGGACGGGCUGGCCUCCCCAGGCCCAGCCACACACGCUGAGCAGCCGGGACCCCUUCCCCGCCAGGCCGUGCUCAAGGCCGAGCAGCCACUGCAGGAGGGAAGGUCGACGCAGCCCUUGGCUGCACCCCUGUGGCCAGAAGCCCCUGGGACCCUAGUUCUGGCACAGCUGCCCCCAGCCCAGGACCCCUCGCUGGCCCGGCUACCCUGGCAGCGAUGCAGUUCCCUCCCCAACCUGCCAGGACACCAGGGGGGUGCAUGCAGGGGGCCUGUGGACAUGGCCUUGAGGCCACAACACUGGGUCCCUUUCCCUUUAACCCCUGCUGGGGCCACCCCUAUGGCCACACCCCAGACAAGGCCCCAAAACGUCCCUGGGUCUCCUGGGACAGGGUCCCUCCAGCCCAGGAGGGAGGAGGCUGUAGGGCCCAGGACACCCUUCCUGCCCUAGGGCCUCGCAAGCUCCUGCCCCUGUGUGGGCUUCGACCAGCCCAGCCGAGACACAUGCGGGCCAGCGUUGAGCCCGCAGCCCCAGGGCCCCGAGCCUGCCCAGGCCCCUCUGAUCUCCUCCUUGAUGGGGAAAGUAGAUGCCCCUCGGCCUCUGGAGAAGAGCGUGGGGGCUGAGAGGCUCUGGGCAGCCAGCACGGUGCCCUGCCUCCUCACUCUCAACUUCUUGGAAGAUGGCACCCCCUCCAGGAGGUACCAAGUCACUGACCUAGAGGGACCUUCUCUGGCCUGACCCCAGGCCCCUGGGAGCAGAGACAACACGAGCUCCCCCAUGACCAGAAGGAAGACUGAUGGGUCUCAGGCCCCGUGGCCUUGGGCAGUCCUGAGUUCUGACCCAAAGCUGCUCAAGUCCUUGAAGGACUCUCUGUGUCCACCUGGGGCCUGAGCAUGCCCCACGGGUGCACGACUCCCACCUAGGUCAGCUCUGGGGACCACAGGUCACCCCAGCCUGGGCGCAUGGACAGGCAGGUGGGUCCUGCCCUCCCCUCCCCAACAGGAGGAGGCAGGGACCACCAGAGCGCGGGUCUCCAGCGGUCACCUGGCAGCUGUGGGGCAGUGGCCAAGGCCAGGCAGACGUGUUGGGACCCUGUCCGGGAACCCUGAUGCUGCACCCCAGCUCAGGUCUGCGUCCUCAGCACCUGCCUCUCAAGGAAACUUGGGAAACGUGCUGACACCCGCCGUCAGCACAGGUGCCAAGUGGGGGACGCUAGCGCCCAGGCCUCCGUGGGACUUCAGCCUUCCCCUGAAGGAGAAGCUGGUGUCCGUCCCCAGGGGAAGGCUCGCAUCCUAGGUUCUGAGCCCCUAUUGACUGUUGACAUUCAAUAAAGUGUUGUCGUGGUCGAACACAAAGCCAGCCUGAGUUGUG
Molecule: messenger RNA, 3548 nt
Organism: Lutra lutra (Eurasian river otter)
Lineage: Eukaryota; Metazoa; Chordata; Mammalia; Carnivora; Mustelidae
Product: USP6 N-terminal-like protein
Source: RefSeq, a predicted model, not a curated record